This is a messenger RNA of Colius striatus (speckled mousebird), 1362 nucleotides long. It is a transcript of the gene HGD, whose product is annotated as homogentisate 1,2-dioxygenase. Bases 12 to 1331 code for a protein of 439 amino acids. The record is from RefSeq and is a predicted model, not a curated record. Gene Ontology annotation, molecular function: homogentisate 1,2-dioxygenase activity. Gene Ontology annotation, cellular component: cytoplasm. NCBI's taxonomy places the organism in Eukaryota, Metazoa, Chordata, Aves, Coliiformes, Coliidae. The transcript has 14 exons. Gene Ontology annotation, biological process: L-phenylalanine catabolic process.
CCAAGAGGAGGAUGACAGGCUUGCAGUACAUGUCGGGAUUUGGAAAUGAACAUGUUUCUGAGGAUCCACGCUGUCCAGGAGCUUUACCGGAGGGACAGAAUAACCCUCAAGUCUGCCCAUACGGCCUCUAUGCUGAGCAGCUCUCGGGCUCUGCCUUCACCUGUCCCCGGCCCACCAACAAGCGGAGCUGGCUGUAUCGGAUCCUACCUUCAGUCUGCCACAAACCCUUCAAGCCUUUUGAGGAGGGCCACUUGACACACAACUGGGAUGAAGUUGAGCCUGACCCCAACCAGCUGCGAUGGAAACCUUUCGAGAUCCCAAAAGCCUCUCAGAAAAAGAUGGACUUUGUGAGCGGACUGCACACCUUGUGUGGCGCCGGUGAGCCCAGGGGACGCAACGGCCUCGCCGUCCAUGUUUUUGUCUGCAACGCCUCCAUGCUUGACAGAUGCCUUUAUAAUUCAGAUGGUGACUUCCUGAUUGUGCCCCAGCAAGGGAAACUGCUUUUCACAACUGAGUUUGGGAAGAUGCUAGUGGAGCCCAAUGAAAUCUGUGUCAUUCAGCAAGGAAUGCGUUUCAGCGUGGAGGUGUUUGGAGAGACCAGAGGCUACAUCCUGGAGGUGUAUGGAGCACACUUCGAACUGCCUGACCUGGGACCUAUUGGAGCCAAUGGCCUGGCCAACCCACGUGACUUCUUGGUGCCUGUAGCAUGGUAUGAGGACCGCCAAGUGGCAGGGGGCUACACAGUGAUCAGCAAGUACCAGGGCAAGCUGUUUGCAGCCCAGCAGGAUUUCUCCCCUUUCAAUGUGGUAGCCUGGCAUGGCAACUACACACCAUACAAAUACCAUCUGGAAAAAUUCAUGGUCAUUAAUUCUGUAGCUUUUGACCACGCGGAUCCUUCUAUCUUUACUGUCCUGACAGCCAAGUCGACCCGUCCUGGAGUGGCACUCGCUGACUUUGUCAUAUUCCCCCCACGGUGGGGGGUGGCUAACAACACCUUCCGGCCACCAUACUACCACCGGAACUGCAUGAGCGAGUUCAUGGGGCUCAUCAAAGGCCACUAUGAAGCAAAGGAGGAAGGCUUCCAGCCUGGAGGGGCCAGUUUGCACAGCAUGAUGACUCCACAUGGGCCAGAUGCUGACUGCUUUGAGAAGGCGAGCAAAGCCAAGCUGGAGCCCGAGAGGGUUGCAGAAGGAACCAUGGCUUUCAUGUUCGAAUCAUCCCUCAGUCUCGCUGUCACCAAGUGGGGCCUCCAGACCUCCAACCGCCUAGACAAAAACUACUACAAGUGCUGGGAACCUCUGAAAAGCCACUUCAACCCUAAGUGCAAGUAAAGAGAAGCAUUCAUUGCUUGCAACAUGUGAG